Messenger RNA from Fusarium venenatum, 1455 nucleotides. RefSeq names its product major facilitator superfamily domain-containing protein. Lineage: Eukaryota; Fungi; Ascomycota; Sordariomycetes; Hypocreales; Nectriaceae. The record is from RefSeq and is a predicted model, not a curated record. Gene Ontology annotation, cellular component: membrane. Gene Ontology annotation, molecular function: transmembrane transporter activity. Gene Ontology annotation, biological process: transmembrane transport.
AUGAAUCCUCGGCGGUCCAGUACGGCCAGUUUAAAGGACAACGAAGAGUCAAGGGACGCAGGAGAACACCAUGCCAUAGUACCGGCAGAUUUAGAUCGCCGGAUCAAACGCAAACUUGACCGUCGCGUUUUGCCCAUUGUCUGUUGUCUUUAUGUUUUGUCCUAUCUUGACCGCGGCAACAUAGGCAAUGCCAAAACUGCUGGCGCCCAAGAUUCCCUUGGUCUUAGCUCCUCACAAUGGGCCUGGGUUCUGAACUCCUUCUACAUCGCGUACAUCCUGUUCGAAUGGACAACCAUGUUUUGGAAGAUUUUCCCCGCUCACAUUUACGUAUCAUGUCUGUGUAUUUGCUGGGGAACGGCCGCUAUGUGCUCAGGUGCAGCGCACAACAUGGCCGAAUUAGUGGUUACACGCGUCUUUCUGGGUGUAUUUGAGGCCACGUUUGGCGCUGGAGCUCCAUACUUCUUGUCUUGUAUCUACAAACGAAGCGAGCUGGGACUUCGAAUGUCUAUUCUUUUGGGCAUGUCGCCAUUAGCAAACACUUUUGCUUCCAGUCUGGCAUAUGGCAUAACACAUAUCACUGGGUCCUUAGAGGCCUGGCGGUGGUUGUUUAUUAUAGAGGGCGCUCCGACAAUACUGUUUGCCCCAGUGGUCUAUUUCUUCCUCAUCGACUCACUAUCGACAGCCAAGUUCUUCAAUGAGGACGAAAGAAAACUCGCCGUUCAACGAUUACAACUGCAAGACAACACAUCGAAAGAAUCUGUCAGCUGGAAGCAGAUUAUGGCAGGAUUGAUUGACUACAAGAACUACAUCCACGCCAUUAUGCAUUUUUGCUGUAACUUCUCAUUCGCUGCUUUAUCCAACUUCCUGCCCACCAUUGUCAACCACAUGGGUUACGAUUCAGUCACUGCGCAAGGCCUCACAGCUCCAGCCUACUUCGCCGCCUUUCUUUGUUGCAUCGCGGCUGCAUUCUUCUCGGAUAAGUACGGAUGCCGUGGGUAUAUCGUAGCAUCGUUUGCUGCAAUGGGUACUGUUGGCUAUGGUAUUCUUGCCGGCGUACAGGAUAUGGACAAGACUGGUCCGAGAUAUGCCGGUGUAUGGCUUGCUGCUUGUGGAAUCUUUCCUGCUCUCGCCAUGAAUAUCACUUGGCUUUUGAACAACCAGGGCGGAGACUCGAAGAAGGGAGCCGGACUUGCUAUUUCUCUCACCAUUGGACAAUGUUCAUCUCUCAUCAGCAGUACCGUGUUUCCAAAAGAGGAUGCUCCGUACUUUACUACAGGUUGCGCGAUAGGUUGUGGUAUGAGCGGGCUUGUAGUUGUCUUAGCAUUAUUCAUGCAUUUUGCGUUGAAUAGAGAGAAUAAGCGCAGGGAUAGUCUGUACGGGCCUGUCGAUGUCAACGCUGAGAUUGAUGUCUCUGAGCAGGGCGACAACAACCGGCAGUUUCGGUAUAUGACCUAG